AUGUGCAUUCAAAACACUGCUCUAACACCGCGUACCUUCGAUGGUUGUCUUUAUACGGGUUACAUCGGUGUCGCAUGGGCUGCUUUGUAUGUUGCUAAACAUGAAGUCACACCUGAAAUCAAAAAAUACUUGUUGGAAAAAUCUACUAAUUAUGUGGAUACUGCUUUAUCUCACUCAAAUGUUAUCAGUAAUAAAGAUUCACGAAGUAAGGAGGACCUACUAUCUUUUCUUCUUGGUCAGGCUGGCGUUUGGCUGACUGCCAUCACUCUGUAUCAGUAUUUAGGUGAUCAGGAAAAGCGUGAUGCAUUUAUUGGGAAAUAUGCUGAAUUGACCGAUUACUACAGACCACAAGUUAUAUUUCAACAAGGUUCAGAUGAAAUGUUUAUUGGUAGAGCGGGUUAUCUGAUUGGAAUUGCUACGCUUCGACGGGUUACAAACCAGGUCAUUGUAUCGAAUACAAAGAUAUAUGAUAUUUGCAAUGCUAUAAUUAAUUCUGGACAAGCAUAUUCUUCGAGUCAUCGUAGUCAGUGUCCACUGAUGUACGCCUACUAUGAAACAGAAUACCUUGGUACGAGGUCCUCGUAGCUCAGUUGGCAGAACAUCGAGUCGGAAACACGGUGGUCGCUGGUUCAAAUCCGGCCGCGGUCCAAAUUUUCAUUUCACCUUCAACUAUCACCCAGUAUAAAUACUAGUCUGCCAAAUUACGGCUAUCUCAGAUGGUCAAAUGAUAAUGAACAAACAAUAAGUAUUUUGUAUAUGAACGAUGAUCAAAAUUUCACUGAGUAGUAUCGCAACUAUUGAGUCCUGAGUAAAAGUUGAAACUAGAUAUAGCUUGUAUUUGUGUAAGUCACACCGUGUUUGAAAUGAAAUAAUUCCAUCUUCUUACUUGCAAAUCUGUUCCAAGGUUUUUCAGGGAAAUAGGUGAAAAUCAAGGUAUAAAAGAUGUAUAAAUAAGUUAAAAACAUGCAUUUAAUCUCUUUAUCCUAUCCUCUUUACAUAGUCAUCGCCUUUCUAAAAUAUGAUUUUUAAUCAUUCAGUGUGAGAUUUUAUGUACAACAAGACACGUUUUUGGAUUUAUAUUUUAAUUUCACCUACUUCCCUGCAGAAGCUUGGAGCAGACUCGAGGGUGAAAAGUUUACAUUUUUUUAUGUCAAACAUGCUGUGACCUACACAAAUAUAGACCAUGUAUAAAUAAUAUAUUGAUAGGUAGGUUACGACCAAGUUAAAAAUUAGAGUUUGGAACGCAGCGAUCAGGUUUGAACUAAUGAAUUGACAAUGCUUCUACUGUGUUAAGGUGGCGAAUCCGCACUCCAUUUGAAAUUUUUGUAUAUGACUUUGUAUUUACGCAAACUGAUUGCUAAUUGAUUGAAUAGUUUUAAUAUGAUUGUAAACGAUAUCGGGUGCGAGCUUACAGUAAAAUCAUCUUCUGGACAUGGACAUGCACGGCUAACAACAACAGUCCUUCUUAACCAUUUUGUCCUCAAA
Heterobilharzia americana is the source of this 1485-nucleotide messenger RNA. Lineage: Eukaryota; Metazoa; Platyhelminthes; Trematoda; Strigeidida; Schistosomatidae. The record is from the annotation of a GenBank genome assembly.